Molecule: messenger RNA, 480 nt
Organism: Amorphotheca resinae ATCC 22711
Lineage: Eukaryota; Fungi; Ascomycota; Leotiomycetes; Helotiales; Amorphothecaceae
Exons: 3
Coding region: 1-480 (159 amino acids)
Source: RefSeq, a predicted model, not a curated record
AUGUCCUCCAGCGAUUCCCUCCAAUUAGCCCAGGUCCUCGCAGACCUCAACACCCUCCAGAACACUGAUCCCGAAGCUGCCCAUGCCCUCCUCCUGGCCAACAAGACCCUCUCCCAAUCCCGCUUUCUCAACCGCAAGGCCCGCGCCAGCAUCCCGCGCGACCCCCCCGAGUUCGACUUCCUGGGCCGCCGCAUCACCAGCCCCAAGUCGCCGCCAAGCUUCUCGCGCGCUGCCUCUAGUACCAGCGUGAGGAGUAGAGGCUCGCAGUCGGGCGUCGUGAGCCCGCCCACGCCCGUGCUUCCGUCUUCUGGUCGGGAUGAUGAGGAUAUAAAGAAGGCAGAGGAGUUGGUCAGGCUCUAUGAUAUGAGGUGGAAGUUUAAGCAGAUGGGAGACACGGGCCUCACGAGAGCGAAGGAGAGGGUUGAUCUAGUGGUGGAGAAGUAUGCUCAGAGGGAGCUUGAGGAGAGGAGGAGGGCUUAG